AUGACGCCCGGGCACGGUGGCAAGAGAAAGCGCGGCGAGCGCUCAUGGUCCAAUGAUUCCACAGGCAACGAUAGCCCGAGACCCUCGCCCCAUCGUCCUGGCUCGCUCAACAUGGCCCACCACCUUGCCAAUCCCGGCGGUGCACGAUCUAGCCCGUCGAGAGAUGAUUCCGAACCCCGCGACAACUCCCAUGGCCGUUCGUCCCGCGGAGGCGGUCGGCCAGGCUCGCGUCGUGGCUCUCACGAUAGUCAGAGUUUUUCUAGCUCGCAGUAUAUCGAGCCCGGCCCCAUGUUUCACCCCGCUGUGACUGCGUCGAAAGAAACUACCCAGACAUCGCGAUUGAAUGGCGAUUCGGCUGCGGCGCAGCCGUCUCCGUCUCCUGCUCCGGUCACUCUUGCCACGCGCCCACCCUCCGCUCCGCCUCCUCCCUACGCUUACGAAUUUGUGAUGGAUAAUAUUGUGGAGGAAUGGACAUCGACAGGCAAACAGAAGGUCGUGGAUGAAGGCAUCGCGGCCCGCGAACAGCAGGACCUGGCGCGGCUGGCAUCGGUUUACCAAGAGCUUCUCCGGUCCGCGAUAUACGGCCGUCUAUCUCCGUCGGAUGCGGGAACAGCCGUGAAGGAAAUCAUAGGUGAGGAGGAGGCAUCUCAAGAUGUUGACAUGGAAAGUGAUAAGACUGGUCUGGACCCGCGCUCGUUAUUCCUCGAUACCCUUUCCAUCAUGACAGAUGCCGACACGUCAAAUCCGGCCCUCAAGCCUCUCGUGUUUGCGACUGGAAUCUCUCCAUCUCUAAUGCGUCUUCAGCUGGAUACGCCCUUGCUACAGUCGCUGGGAUUGGUCCGCGAAACCUUCGCGCGCAUGGGAAUCCGAAAGCAAACCAAUUUGCUUUACCGACAGUCCAACUACAACUUGCUGCGCGAGGAAUCUGAAGGAUACUCUAAGCUCCUGACGGAGCUCUUCACCACCAGCAACAACGAGCCUCCAGCAAGCGAUGUGGUCGAAGAUACAUUCGAACGUGUCAAGGCUAUGAUCGGUGCAUUUGAUAUGGAUGUUGGGCGUGUUCUCGACGUGACUUUGGACGUUUUCGCUGCGGUCCUUGUCAAACAGUAUCGUUUCUUUGUCAAGCUGCUGCGGGCCAGCUCCUGGUGGCCGACGGAGGAGACAAACCGUAGUGUCGAAAGCCGUCGUGGCACAGGUCUGCCGAAUUGGGCUCUCCCCGGGUCUGGCGGCUGGGUAACGACAGAGGAAGACCGAACAGCAAUCGUGCGAUCCAACGAACAACGAGACCGAGAAUUCUGGGACCGAGUGCGUGAGGUCGGGAUUCGGGCGUUCUUCGAAAUCGGCCGCAAACCACUUUCAGAAGAUGAGUUGAAGAAGGCGCUCCCUGAAACCACCGUCCUGCCUGAGGGGGAAGACGCGACAAGAGCAUGGAUUGAGGAGACGGGGACGCUGCCACCCAAGGGCAACCGAGUCGCGGCGCAACUUCUCGGAUUCAAGCUUCGAUUCUAUUCCUCUUCUGCUCGUUCCAAAUCUGACGUUCUUCCGGACAACCUCAUCUAUCUGGCAGCCUUGCUCAUCAAAGUGGGCUUCAUUUCUCUUCGUGAUCUCUACGCCCAUCUCUGGAGACCGGAUGAUUCGAUGGACACCUUGAAAACCGAGAAGAUGCAGGAGAAGGCAGAGAGAGAACGAGCGGCUCGGCCAGGAGGUGGUAUUAACGCCUUGAUGACGGCUGGUGCCCUAUCGGACGACACUCUACCCACGCCUCGCAUGCGCGAAUCAGACUCGCGGGCAACUCCAUCGAAAGAUCAGGAACCUGAUAAAGCGGCUGCGACCAAAGCGGAGGAUGAUCUUCCAGACCCCAAGGAUCAGAAAGUGUUGCUGCUCAAAAGCCUUCUCGUCAUCGGUGCCAUCCCCGAAUCCUUGUUCGUCAUGAGCAAGUUUCCCUGGCUCUUGGACCUUUACCCUGAAAUGCCUGAUUUCAUUCAUCGCAUCCUCCAUCACUCCCUCAGCAAAGUUUACACUCCACUACGGCCCUUGUCAUCUUCAGAUGACUUCUCCCAUCAGCGACAGAUCCUGAAUCCGGACCAAAGUGGCGUGGCCAAAGGACAACUCCGCCUUACGUCUCCACCAGCAAGAAGAACUCUGCGCUGGGCCCAACUGGACAAAGAAGACGCAAACGAUGCCACCGAUUACCGCUUCUACUGGGACGAUUGGGCGGACAAUAUCCCCAUCUGCCAGUCUGUCGAUGAUGUCUUCGCUCUUUGCUCCUCUUUCCUCAAUUUGUCCGGCCACAAAAUCGGACAGGACGCAAGCCUGCUGACGAAACUUGCGCGAAUUGGCAAGCACAGCUUGGCCAAGGAUGGAUCGGACAAGAACAGGACCCGGUGGCGAGAUCUCUUGAAGCGUCUCCUGUUACCCGCUGUCAGCUUAACCAACGCAAACCCUGGUGUGGUCAACGAGGUGUUUGACCUGCUCAGCUUCUACCCUCGCGAGGUUCGGUACAAUAUGUACGCCGAGUGGUAUCAGGGACAAACUUCGCGGCUCCCGGACAUCAAAUCGGCUUUUGACCUGGCCAGAGCGGAGACAAAGGACGUCCUCAAGCGACUCAGCAAGACCAACAUCAAACCAAUGGCCCGCGCACUGGCCAAGAUCGCCUAUGCCAACCCGGGAAUCGUCAUCAAUGUCGCCAUCAGCCAGAUCGAGUCCUAUGAGAACCUGAUUGAAGUUGUUGUUGAGUGUGCCCGCUACUUCACCAACCUUGGCUACGAUAUCCUGACCUGGUCGCUCAUCAAUUCACUCGGCCAAAAGGGACGGAGUCGUGUGCAGGAAGGUGGCUUGUUGGCUAGUCGAUGGCUGAAUGCCCUGUCUACCUUUGCGGGUCGAACCUUCAAGCGGUACUCGGUGAUGGAUCCCGCGCCUGUUCUGCAGUACGUUGUGGAACAGCUGCGACAAAAUAAUUCUACCGACCUCAUUAUUUUGGAACAGAUGAUCAGCUCUAUGGCCGGUAUUAUCACCGACACCAACUUUAACGAUGCCCAGAUCCAGGCCAUGGCCGGUGGAGACAUUCUUCAAUCACAGACCAUUUUGCAGCUGCUGGACAAGCGCCACGAGUCCAAGAUUACCUCUCGGCGUCUGUUAAAGUCCCUGACCCAUACUCGGCUUGCAGGCCAGGUAUUGGUUGCAAUCGCGCAGGAGCGGUUGACCUGUGUUUACAACGAGUCAACCUCGGAACUUAAGUUGUUGGGCAACAUCUUCGACGAAAUCCAUCGUAUCCUCACCCAAUACUUGGACCUUCUUCGCAGCAACCUGUCGGUUGAGGAAUUCGAUUCCUUCGUGCCGGAUUUCUCUGCUCUCAUCAAAGACUUCGGUAUUCAGCCCGAAAUCGCCUUCUGGAUUCGACGAGUCAGUGUGUCCAAAAAAAUUACCGACAUUGAACGUUCAAAGCAGGAAGCAGAAUCUGCCAAUAAACAAGCUGUUGGUGAUGCAACCGCCGCUUCGAAGCCUGCCGAUGAGAAUAAAAUGGACACCGCCGAGGAUGGCGAAGGGCUUGCCAAGGCAGAAGAAGCAACUACGGAAAACGCCAUGGAUGUCGACAAGGAAGAAAAGGACACUACUGAUGCCACUGAGGGCAAUGAUUUCGCCCCCACUCCUCUGGUGAACGUCGAGCCACUGGCUGCAAAUCCUGUGAUGCAAGAAUUGAUGGAUAACGUCAAGUCUGUCCUACCCUCGGAGAUGUGGGACGUAGUAGGCGUGCAAUUCUACGCGACCUUCUGGCAGCUUUCUCUCUACGAUGUGCAUGUUCCUCAAAAAUCCUAUGAAGACGAGAUCGAUCGACAAAAACGCCGAGUCGUUUUGAUAAACAACGACCGGUCUGACCUCAGCUUGGCCGGCACGCAGCGGAAGGAUAGAGAAAAGCGGCAGAUCACCCAGCUGCAAGAUCGGAUCCUCGAGGAGAACAAGAGCCAUUUGAAGGCAUAUGGACAGACUCGAAACAGAUUGCAGAAGGAGAAAGACCGUUGGUUCGCUGGCAUGCGUCUGAAGCACGAUGCGCUCAAUGUCGCCUUACUGGAGCAGUGCUUCCUCCCCCGACUGCUUCUGUCUCCUCUUGAUGCGUUCUUCUGCUUCAAGAUGCUGAAGUUUCUGCAUAGUUCGGGGACUCCCAACUUCCGAACCGUCGGCUUGCUGGACCAGCUUUUCCGCGACCAGAGACUCACGGCUCUUAUCUUCUUGUGCACCUCAAAAGAAGCAGACAACCUGGGCCGAUUCCUGAACGAAAUCUUGCGUGAUCUUAGCCGAUGGCACGCCGACAAAGCCGUUUACGAAAAAGAAGCAUUCGGCGCCAAGAGGGACCUCCCCGGAUUUGCAAAGAACGUUGACCCCGAAGGAACGCCUGUCAAGUUCUUGGAGUUUGAAGAUUUCCGCCGCCUCCUCUACAAGUGGCAUCGUCUGCUCGCCAACGCACUCAAGACCUGUCUUAACGGGGGCGAGUACAUGCACAUCCGCAACGCCAUCAGCGUUCUCAAGGCCGUUGUGCAGCAUUUCCCCGCCGUCAACUGGAUCGGUCGUGACAUGCUGACCGCCGUCAAUACCCUGAGCAAGACUGAUGAACGCGACGACGUCAAGAUUCCCGCUGCUUCGCUGAUCGGUGAUCUCAACCGGCGGGAGAAGAAGUGGAUGCUUCCACAGGAGUUCAAUCUUGUCCAGGCUCUGGCCGGCGCUGGCCAAGGCAAGGCAGGUUUCGCUGCCGAUAAGCCUGGGACUUCGCGUCCACAAUCGGCCACGCCAACUCCGCUCAAUGCUGCGGCAACUGAAUUCAAGCCUCCUUCUGGAGCUCAUGGCUUCGAGGGUGCCGCACCAAAGGAUAGGAUGGAGGUGGAGGAUGGUGAGAUCGAGGAUGCGAAGAUGGCCGAUGUGCCAGCGAAGGAGACAGAGAAGGCUACGUCUACAUCUCAAAUUGAGGCUACGGUGGACUCUAGUCCCGCCGCCAUGGAUACGAGCGCCGAUGCUACUACCAGCGAACGCCCGACAAGUGCUACGGAUGAACCUCCUGUGCGACCACGUCCAGGCUCUCGCGCUGACUCCGGCCGCCAAGACUCAAAGCGCCCGGAUCUCGAGCGUUCUGCAUCCAAUGCCAACCCCCGACAACAGAACUAUCCUCCUGGUCGACCUCCGCGGCACAGCGAUGGCAGACUGCCUCCGCGUCCUGAGCUGAUGGAUGACCGCCGCGACAGACAUCCUGAUUUCGGACCUGGUCCUCGUGGUCGUCACGGCGGUGGGCCUGAUCACGGCCGCCCGUUUGAUGGCCCUAUGGGCGACCCUCGAGGCCCUAUGCGCCACAAUGACCGUGACCGCGAUUUCCUAAUGCGACCACCGCUCGAUGAGCCUAUGCAUGGGCCUGGCUAUCGCGAUGGGCGACUGCCGCGCGAUCCUGACUGGCCUGCUGGCCGCUCUGGACGUCUGCGUCCCGAUACAUUCCAUGAACCCGACCUUCCUCCUCGCGGCGAUCUGAUGCCUGAACGCCUUGAUCGAAUGGGUGACGGGCCCCGUCGUGGCCCUGGUCCUGGUCCGUCUCCACAAAGGUCCAAUCUGCCUAACCGGCCAGACCGACUUCCUCGCCAUGAGGAUUUCCCGAGAGGUCCUCGCGGUGACCGGCCUCCGCCUGAAUCAAGAGCUGUGGCGUUGGGUCUAGAAGCUCCCCGCCAGAUCCCGGAAUCUCAGCCCGAUAUCCCAUCUGGACCGCGGGGUCAAAAUGCGCGUGGAAAUGCGCGUGGGCGUAAUGUCUCUGGCCAGCAACCUCCUCCCUCCACUCCAAGCAAUGGCCCUGGGGCGCAUUCUGAACGGCCUGGUAGACAACAAGAUACUGGGAGACAGGGCGGGCGAGGUGGUUCUGAGCAAUCCUCAGCUGCACCGCCCUCUCCGACUACUGCUACCUCAGGUAUUCAUCCCGAUCGAUUAAAACAUAUUGUCCAAGAACCACCAUCGGCUCCUCCUAUGGCACCUCCUUCUGGACCUCGUGGCGGGUCUGGACCGUCAAACCAAUCCAUACCGCGUGGGCCACAGGGAUCUGGUGGUGACCGUCGUGGUGACAAGAGGUUUGCUGGAAUCAACAAUAUGCUUCAGCAGCAAUCUGGCGGACCUGUUGAUCGCACUCCCUCUGGCCCAUCGCCCCGCGGACGGGGCUCAAGGCGCGAAUCCGGAAGUAUGCACGUUCCUUCUCCGCAGUCCUCGAAUCGUCCGCCCAUGGGCGCAGGACCACCUGAAGACGACGGAUCCUCGCGUAGUCGACCAAGUGGUGGUAGCCGAGGCGGAGGUGACCUGAUCGAUGAUGCUGGCUCCGACACACGACGAUCCGGACGAAACGGUGACCGUGAACGAGACCGCAAGCGCGAUGGCGGCGACAAUACCAACACCAACGGCGGCAGCAAUCGGCGCGACGACAACCGCGAACGGCCUCGAGACCAUGAGCGUGAACGCAGCCGUCGCAGCGACGCAGGCGGUGGUGGUGCCGGCCGUGAAGACAAAGAGCGCGACCAAGACCGUCCACCCACCGAGCCACGCGAGUCUCUCCGCCGAGUUCCGAGCUCGCGCGAGGAAUUGCGCCGUCGAGACCGGCGCGAUCGCGACACUGGGUCCGCCGAUGCUGGUAAUUCACCUGCGCCCAGCGCCCACAAUCCGCAUGAACAAGAAGGCCGCCUUCGUCCUCCCUCGUCAAUGGGCGCGCCGCGUCCCCCGCCACCACCGCCGCCUCCAGGCGGCCCCCUCCGCCUGACGAAAAUGACCGUCGCCGAAACGCAGGAGGGGACCGGGGUGGCCGAUCCGACAACCGCGAUCGUGAGCGCGAGCGCCGAAGCGAUCGCCGGGAGCGGGAUCAUCGCGAUGGUGCCAACGGGCCCGGACAUCGCAAGCGUGGGCGCCCUGGCGCUGAAGAAGGCGGUCUUGGCGCUGGUGAUGGUGGUCGGGGUAUGA
This is a messenger RNA of Penicillium riverlandense, 6966 nucleotides long. Its product is annotated as putative THO complex component (Rlr1). The record is from RefSeq and is a predicted model, not a curated record. Gene Ontology annotation, molecular function: mRNA binding. The transcript is spliced from 2 exons. Gene Ontology annotation, cellular component: THO complex part of transcription export complex. The coding region runs from base 1 to 6966 and encodes 2321 amino acids. NCBI's taxonomy places the organism in Eukaryota, Fungi, Ascomycota, Eurotiomycetes, Eurotiales, Aspergillaceae. Gene Ontology annotation, biological process: mRNA export from nucleus; mRNA processing.